This is a messenger RNA of Ctenopharyngodon idella (grass carp), 6139 nucleotides long. RefSeq names its product dynactin 1b (gene dctn1b). The record is from RefSeq and is a predicted model, not a curated record. The coding region runs from base 415 to 4209 and encodes 1264 amino acids. Gene Ontology annotation, biological process: establishment of mitotic spindle orientation; nuclear migration. Lineage: Eukaryota; Metazoa; Chordata; Actinopteri; Cypriniformes; Xenocyprididae. Gene Ontology annotation, cellular component: microtubule associated complex; spindle pole; kinetochore. The transcript is spliced from 31 exons.
GCAGCACAGACAUUAGCGCAGUUGCACUGCUCUCACACACUCACCUACCAGCACAGAUCAGUCAGACAGACUUACACACACACAAACCUCACAUUCUAACUCAAUUUAAUGCUGGCAUCAUUCUGACAAUUCACAUGUUAGCUGGUUCAUCUGAGCCCAGACAUCCAGCAGGACCUCCUCUGGUGUCUCUCCUGUGUCCUCUCUGGGGUUCAGACUGUGCCUCUGCUGGAGCUGAACCAAACCGCACAUCUCAAAUACUCAUCGUAUGGACAAAGGUUUGAGUGAUGAGAGUUAGGUGGAGAUAGAUAAAGGCAGACAGAAGGAUAGUCAGACAGCGGGUUGGGGGGUUGAAAAGACUGCGCUGGCUGCUGAAGCGAGGCAAGGAACCGUUGUCAACGGCGACGCAAGAGCAGCAUGUCUCAGAUGAAAAGAUACACUUACAGCAGGACCACCAGUAGUGGCAGCAGCAGAAUGAGUUCAGAUGGAGGUGGGCGGCCUGUUAAGGUGGGUUCUCUGGUUGAGGUCAUCGGUAAAGGCCAUCGAGGUACGGUGGCAUAUAUUGGAAACACCCUCUUUGCCUCUGGAAAAUGGGUGGGAGUCAUUCUAGAGGAAGCGAAAGGAAAGAAUGAUGGGACUGUGCAAGGCAAACGAUAUUUCACCUGUCAGGAGAACCAUGGGAUAUUUGUACGCCAAUCACAGAUUCAGUUAGUUGAAGAUUUGGCUGACACAACAUCUCCUGACACACCUGAAGCUGCCACCUCCAAAGUGCUGAAACGAGAGAUGAUCGAAGGUCCAAAGGCAAACAAAUUGCGAGGAACCAAACCAAAAAAGGCACCUACGACUCGUAAGACCACGGCCAGAAGGCCCAAGCAAACACGGGCUGGAGUGGGUGUGAAGGUGGGCUCUGGAUCAGCGUCUGCUGGAGAGAUGAGCAGCAGUGAACCCAGCACACCUGCCCAAACGCCACUGGCUGCUCCAGUUAUACCAUCACCUUUGGGGAAGCUGCCCUCUCCUGGGGCUCCUCCCAUCCCAGGCCCCAGCAAGGAAGAGGAGUCACUGCGUGCCCAGGUGAAGGAUCUGGAGGAGAAGUUGGAGACGCUGAAGAUGAAGAGGACAGAGGACAAGGCGAAGCUGAAGGAGCUCGAGAAGCACAAAAUUCAGCUGGAGCAGCUGCAGGAGUGGAAGAGUAAGAUGCAGGAACAACAAAAUGAACUGCAGAAACAACUCAAAGAGGCCAAGAGGGAAGCUAAGGAAGCUCUUGAAGCUAAAGAGCACUACAUGGAAGAGAUGUCAGAUACAGCAGAUGCCAUUGAGAUGGCCACACUGGAUAAGGAAAUGGCUGAAGAACGGGCCGAAUCACUGCAACUAGAGGCUGAUGCUCUAAAAGAGAGAGUGGAUGAGCUGACCAUGGACUUGGAGAUACUCAAACAUGAGAUUGAGGAAAAAGGUUCGGAUGGAGCAGCAUCUAGUUACCAUAUAAAGCAGUUAGAGGAGCAGAAUGCUCGACUGAAAGAGGCUUUGGUGAGGAUGCGUGACUUGUCAGCAUCAGAGAAACAAGAGUAUGCAAAGCAACAGAAACAAAUGGAGAAGAAAAAUUUUGAGCUGGAUACUCUAAGAUGCCAGAAAGAGAAACUACAGGAGGAAAUGAAGAUGGCUGAGAAAACUAUCGAUGAGCUCAAAGAGCAAGUGGAUGCUGCUCUCGGGGCAGAAGAGAUGGUGGAGAUGUUGACGGAGCGUAAUCUGGACCUGGAGGAGAAAGUACGGGAGCUCAAAGAAACUGUCACAGAUCUGGAAGCCAUCAAUGAGAUGAAUGAUGAGCUUCAGGAGAACGCCAGAGAGACGGAGCUGGAGUUGAGAGAGCAGUUGGAUCUGGGUGCUGCCGGCGUCAGGGAGGCGGAGAAGCGGGUGGAAGCGGCACAAGAAACAGUGGCAGACUACCAGCAGACCAUCCAGAAAUACAGAGAGCUCACUGCACACCUGCAGGAGGUGAACAGGGAGCUGAUGAGCCAACAGGAAGCCAACGCUGAGCUGCAGCAGCAGCCUGCGGAGAUCUUUGAUUUUAAGAUUAAAUUCGCUGAAACCAAAGCCUAUGCCAAGGCCAUAGAAAUGGAUCUGCGUAAAAUGGAGGUGGCUCAGGCUAACAGACAGGUGUCACUGUUGAUUUCCUUCAUGCCUGACUCCUUCCUGAAACACGGAGGAGACCAUGACUGCAUCCUGGCUCUACUGCUCAUCCCACGACUCAUCUGCAAGGCAGAGCUGAUCAGUAAGCAGGCCCAGGAGAAGUUUGAGUUGACUGAGACGUGCUCUCAGAGGGCCGGGAUGAGAGGAGCCGCCGGCGAACGGCUGAGCUUUGCUGCUGGACUCAUCUAUUCUCUCACACUGCUACAGGCUGCACUGCACAAAUAUGAACAUGCUCUGAGUCAGUGCAGUGUGGACGUGUACAAGCGUGUGGGUUCUCUGUACUCUGAAAUGAGCGUCCAUGAGCGUUCCCUGGAUUUCCUCAUAGACCUCUUGUACAAAGACCUGCUGGAUGAAACUGUCAAUGUGGAACCUCUAACCAAAGCUAUUAAAUACUAUCAGCAUCUUUACAGUAUCCAUCUUGCCGAACAGCCUGAGGACUGUACCAUGCAGUUAGCGGACCACAUCAAAUUUACCCAGAGUGCUCUGGACUGUAUGGCAGUAGAAGUGGGGCGUCUAAGGGCCUUCAUACAAACAGGACAGGACGAGGAAGGGUUUUGUGUGCUGCUGAAGGAUCUGGACACUUCCUGUAGUGACAUACGACAGUUCUGCAAGAAGAUCCGCCGUCGUAUGCCAGGCACAGAUGCACCAGGCAUUCCAGCUGCCCUCAGCUUCGGACCACAGGUGUGUGAGACCCUGGCAGAGAGCAGAAGGCAGCUGGCCUGGGUGAAUGCUGUGCUCCAGGAAGUGGCAGCAGCAGCCGCUCAGCUCAUCGCCCCUCUCAGCGAACAUGAGGGACUUCCAGCCGUCAAACUGGAAGACAUGGCCUUUAAAGCAGCUGAACAGAUCUAUGGGUCACAGGGCAUAAACCCCCAAGAGUGUCUGCGGCAGUCAUGCAGUGUUGUCAUAGCAACCAUGAACAAGAUGGCUACCGCUAUGCAGGAGGGAGAAUAUGACUCUGACAGACCACAGAAUGGGAUAUCUCCUGUUGAAGUCCGAGCAGCGGCACUAAGGGCAGAAAUCACUGAUGCUGAAGGACUUGGUCUCAAACUUGAGGACAGAGAAACUGUAAUCAAAGAGCUGAAGAAAUCCCUUAAAAUAAAGGGAGAGGAACUGAGUGAGGCCAAUGUGCGUCUCAGUUUGCUGGAGAAAAAGCUGGACAGUGCGUCUAAAGAUGCAGAUGAGCGAGUGGAGAAGAUUCAGACGAUCCUAGAUGAGACGCAUUCAAUCCUGAAAAAGAAAGAGAAGGAGUUUGAGGAGACCAUGGAUGCUCUCCAGGCUGACAUAGACCAACUAGAGGCAGAGAAAGCAGAGCUUAAGCAGAGAAUCAACAGCCAAUCAAAAAUGACCAUUGAGGGAUUGAGAGGAAGUCAAGCCUCUGGCAUCGCCUCCAUUGUGACUUGUGGCAUCACUGCUGAAGAACAAAAAGGAGUGUGUGCAGCUGCUGGAGUGCAAGUGAUAGAUUCCCCACUGCUGACUCAGCAGAUUGAAGCUCAGCGACUCAGCAUAAAGCACUUGAAGAACGAGAACAACAGACUGAAGGCAGAAAAGAUGCGUGUUCAGCUGGCGUCUCUCCCUCCUCUGAAUGUGACAAAGCUGGGCUGGCGAGAGGGCUGCAGGCCGGAGGUGUUGUCUAGCGCCCUCUACCGCAAAACAGACCAACUACUGGACACUCUGCUCCAGAUGAGUGCCAAUGUGAAAGUGGUGGACAUCACAGGGAAAUCUCCAGUGAGCCCCAGUGCGCAGCUCCUAGAGCAAACUGCAAGACUGCAGUCGCUCAGCGACACCCUCGAUAGGCUUAAGGAUGAGGUUGCUGAACAUGUAGUGACUCAUAGGCCUGGAGCUCAAGUCUCAUCUGAUUUUGCCACUUUUCCCUGCACUUCCUUUGUGAAGGCAAAGGAGGAGAAGAAAGGAGAUGCUGUGUUAGUCGGCCGUGUGAUGAUGCCUUGCGCUCGAGGGCAGGAACAGGUGCAUCGUCUGGUGCUUUCACAGACAGAGUUACAGAGAGUUCAUCGCCUUCUCCAGACUUAAAAUGACCCGUCGCCUCUUUCCACAAAACGAAACUUACUCAAAGUCAAUCUCCAAAACCCAAGAAUUGAAACAACAGACAUCCCAGCUAACAGGAAACAUUCUCAGAACUUUGGUUAAUGUUUUUUCUGAAACGUUUUAGUCAGAUGUUUGUCUAACGUUCUGACAAAGUUCUUCCAGUAACCUUAAUAGAAUGUUCUUUCAAAGUUACCUGGUCUUUAAUAAUGUUGUCAAAAUGUUAGCACAAAAUGUUAGCGCAUUAUGUUUGCAAAAAUAUAAAGUGGAAUGUUUCCUUAACGUUCAGGACAUUUUGAACAUUCAGGGAACGAUCAGAAAUAACGUUUUCAUAACUUAAUGGGAACGUUAGCAAAAUGUUCUUAGAAUAUAUAUUUUUGUUAGCUGGGAUUAUGGAGAAUGUAUUGUGUAAACAACUAUUAUCAAUAUUUAUGUUCACAAACCAGUGCUUCAUUAGGUCAGGUUCACUUUCAGUGUGAUAAUAUCUACCACACCAAAAUUUGUAAAAAUGAUACAAAAAGGUUACAGAUUUGAAACACGAGACAUGCUGAGGAUAUUUUAUUAUCAAGGCAUGAAAUGGAUGAUUCAGCAUGAUCCCUGCUGCUUUGUACUGUACCUGCAUCUAAUCCCUUUCUUUCUCUUCCCGAUUUGGAUGGCCAUUGAUUCACGUUUACAAGUAUUUAGCUAAUAGGAUUUCAAUUUAAACCAUCUAUGUGUUUAAUUAGUGGUGCUUUUUAAGUGAUUAGACUUAUGAUUUUCAACUGACGGAUGACAAAACAGGAAAACAAUUCCAAUGAAAUAGGAGGAGAGACCCAAGCCAUGUGAUUCGACCAGUAAAAAACCACCAAACACCCUAGCAAUUGCAUCGCAACAUACUAAAAACCAAUGAAAACAAUUGAAAACUUAAUAGCAAUGCUCUGGCAACUACCUGAAGCUUACAUUAUCUUCAGAAAAUAUUAAAAGUUGGAUAAAAAUCUAGUUGACCAAUUAAUGGUCUGGUCACGUUUACUUUUGUUUGGCAAAUUUUAAUGGGUGAAAUCCAGUCAUUUCAAUUGGAAAUACUCAUGAAAAUUUUGCAACAGAUCCAAGUUGGUCACACGGAUUCUCCGCGUUGAUCAUCAGAAAACUGCUUGGUUUGAAAGUGAUUCUGAGCUGUGCUUCAUACAUGGCUUUUGACAAUAGACAAUGGAACUUUUUGCUCAUGAAAUUUCACUAAUGUGACCUCACCUUAAUAAUCAAGUGUUUCAGAUAUAAAGGUAAGUAUCAAACCUUUGAUUUUAGUCAUUUCAUACAUGAAGUCUAUCCAGAACAUUCUGGAUCGGGAGGCCAAAGAUUGACAAAUACACAAUUUUGGGGCUCUAUUUAUUCUGCAUAACUGUGAUUGAGUGCAUGUUCAAUAAUUCAACUUAGGACUGGUCAUUAGCACAUCAAAUGCUGUGAUUGCCUGGCUCUGCCCUCUUCUAUACUCAAAACAGUUAUCCAAGUGUCGGAAAGAACGAAAAGAGAGUAUGCUUUUCACAUAAACAAUAAGUCAAAGAUUUAACAACUCUGUGUGCUUAACUGUGAUGCCUGAAUGUGCCACGCCAAUGUGCUUUUGUAAAGAAAAUACAAUUGUCCUUUUGAGUGAAUGAUCAGAUUUAGUGCCAAGCAAGGGCGAGAUAAAAACAUAAGGCAAAUGCAACUGUUGGCUCAAAUAAAAAGAGGACGUUAGAUAACAAUAUUUAUUAACUGUUGUAUAUUUGCUCCAAGAGCUUGUCAGUAUUCAAGUGGUCUUAAGUUAGCAGUGGUUUGCUUUGUUACUAUUAAGUUAUUAACCUAUUAACUGUACAAAAUGCAUACUGUUACAGUAUUGUUGAAUGUGUUGGCAUCUUUAUAUAUAAUGUGAGUGAAUUAAUUUAAAUAAAUUAUUAAGCUAUUA